GUAGCAAGCACUUGAGGAUUCAUAACGCUAUUAGUUACCGUCAGGAACAAGUCAAGUCUCUUGAAAGUAUCAGCUUGAAAAUGAAAACCUUCAUUCUUCUAUUGGGCAUCAUAGCCCCGGCUUUUGCCUAUACUGAUUCGCAAUGUUCGAGCUACGACCAUGAGACGUACGGGUGUGUAGGAGAAUGUAUCUCUACAGGUGAUUGUCCUGGUUCUAAGUACCAGAGUAAUCUCUGUCCCACACAGCCAGCCAAUGUCAAAUGCUGCUUUACAGCGGACUCUGAUGCAGACUGUGCAAACUACGACCAUUCGACGUAUGGACAGGUGGGAAGCUGUAUUGAAUCUAGUCAGUGUCCUCACAGCAACUACAUCUCUAAUCUGUGUCCAACCAAGGCAAACAGUAUCAAAUGCUGCUUCAGCAAGCCAGAAGGAACAUGCGGAGGCGGAGGCGGAGGCUCUGCCCAGGAGAUGGCCUGCCAAAUACUGGCUAACAACAAUAUAUAUCUCCUGGAAAACAACGGAUAUCUCAACUCUAACGGGGCGAAUGAUGGAGCUGAUGCUGAGUCUAACAUCAGGGAUACCUGUAACGGUGGCACAGCUAAACGUUCCUCAUAUUGUUGUUCAUCUGGUUGUGCCCCUGGUGGAUCUGUCUCUCUGAAAGCAAGCGUACUCUCGUACAUCCUGGAUGUUGCCAAUAGUGGACAAUACAACAGUUAUCUCCAGAUCAACGCAAUCGCUGGAGCCUGUCACUCAUCAACCUCUUGGCAUUACCAAGGUACCAGUGUGGACCUCCAGAUUAAAAGCGGUGACUCUGGCUACGCAUCCUCUUGGAUGAGUACUUGCUCAGCCGCAGGAGCCCGAGAGAACCUUGGCCCUGGGUACCCUGGACACUCAACUCAUACCCAUUGUGCUUUCGCGUCAUAAGAUUCAGAAUUAGGCCUAAACCAAGUUCAAAGGGACACAUUCUUUUAACGGGAUUACUCUUAAUUGGAGCACGAAUGUUAUAACUAUUUUGAAAUUAGAUCUCAUUUAAUUGUCCAUUAUAUUCUUUGUAUACCAGAAAGGGUUCGAAUCUCUGUCAGUUGCACAGGGACAAGAUAUAAUUAUCAUCUGUAGUUAAUCUCUCUCUGAUCCAUAGGUGUUAAAUACGUACCUGGAAGUUAAGGAUUUCUCUUUAAAAAAACACUCACUGAUAACUGUUUGCCGGAGCUAAUUGUAUAAAUAAAUAUGGAAGAGCAUAAAGAUAUUAUAUCAUAAUGAUAUGCACCAAACAAAAAAGAUGCAUUAUUCCAAUCAUCUAUUAUUUACACUAUUAAACGCUCGGACCUGCUACUGUAAUGCACUUAUCAACUAUAAUGGCCACUUGUGCAAUAUGAUAAUUGUGACUUUUUCUCUCUAUGUACAUGUUAUACUGAAACCUACCCUUACCUCUUUUAUCACUUUUACUGGACUAUAUAGGCCCAUCUUCAACCAAUAGGAGCUUUCAAUAAGUAUAAUCAAUGUUAACCUUGAUGACUCCUACUUUCAUGAAUGAUUCAUUAUUGUCACGAAGUUUUCUUCCAGCUGUAAUUUUAGAACUAAUAAACACUACUUAAAGAACGGACAUAAA
This is a messenger RNA of Strongylocentrotus purpuratus (purple sea urchin), 1608 nucleotides long. RefSeq lists its product as uncharacterized. Bases 81 to 923 code for a protein of 280 amino acids. Lineage: Eukaryota; Metazoa; Echinodermata; Echinoidea; Camarodonta; Strongylocentrotidae. The record is from RefSeq and is a predicted model, not a curated record. The transcript has 6 exons.